Messenger RNA from Rhizopus microsporus ATCC 52813, 2137 nucleotides. RefSeq lists its product as uncharacterized. The record is from RefSeq and is a predicted model, not a curated record. Gene Ontology annotation, molecular function: DNA binding. The transcript has 3 exons. NCBI's taxonomy places the organism in Eukaryota, Fungi, Mucoromycota, Mucoromycetes, Mucorales, Rhizopodaceae. The coding region runs from base 151 to 1962 and encodes 603 amino acids.
CCUUUUUCUUUUUCUUUCUCGUUAUUUCCCUUUCGGUAUCCUUUCCCUACUUCUUCUUUACCUUCUUUUCAACAAAAAAGCAAGAAGAACAAUAAAGUGUGAGUAAAGACAAGGAUAAUAAAAAGUUACAAUAAAAAGAGAGAGAGAGUGAUGACAGAGACAUUUUAUGGAUAUAUUGAAACAACGCAAGAUGUAUUACUCAUAUUUGAAGGAUGCAGAAGAGGCUUAUUACCUAGAAUAUGUAGAAGAUUACAGGAAAAGGAAAGACGUAUGAUAAGAUCAGGCUCAGUCUUCGUCUUUGACGAGAGAGAAUCAGGUAUAAUAUCAUUUAACAUCGACAGGGGUUUAAAAAGGGCAGAACUCAGCAUUUAUAUAGGAAUCAAACGAUGGACGGAUGGUCUGGUUUGGAGCCCAUCACGUAUCCUUGGUAACUUUUUGAUCUAUCGUGAGCUUGAUAAAAGAAUACCAGGAGACAAGAAAUUGACAUCAAUCACCAAUGAGUCAAGGCAACGUAGCUUCAGUGCAGAUCAAACAGCUGGCAUCCUUGGUGUCUCAACAGACCGCAAUAGAGAGCGUCGACUUGUCGGCAGUCUUUCAGAUUCUUAUCGUUUUCGUAAAGAUGGUCUCAUAAAAAAGACAAUGUCCAUCAUCGUCAACGGUGUUACUCAACACUUGGUGUCUUAUUACCAUCCUCAGGAUAUCAUAUCAAAUAAGUUACGCACUCCCUCUUCCGUUCCAGAAUUGGCAAGUCUGGAAAUUUCUCCAGAUUUACUAGUCAAACAAAACUUUAGAGUUCCACCCAUGGUUGAGCCUUCUUCUUUUGAUCACUCUGAAAAUGCAUUUAUAAACUCUAGCUCUUAUGAUGAAAGACGUGCACAUUCUUUUCGUAGCAUGUCAUUAGGCUCGCUUCAUAAUACAAACAGCAACAGCAGUAACAACAUGCUGGGUACACCGGGUAAUCCAUCAACACCCUCUUUACUAUAUACCCCAUCGCUUGCCACAAAUGCGGCUGCGGGAAGAAUGAAUGUGAAUAACAGUAAUAACAAAUUACCCAACAAUGCAUUGCCUUCGUCUUAUUAUACGAAUCCACUCUACAGCAACACAGCAGGAUUCUCACCACUACCUUCUCCUUCAAGCAUUACGUCUUCCCCUAUGCUAUCGCCUGUGCAUCAAUCAUUCCCACAUCCCAGACAUUAUUCUAUUUCAUCUGCUUCAUCUGGCCCUAUUCAACGUUUUGCUGCUCGUAAUAGUUUCGAUCUCAUGUCUGGAAUCCAAACCGAUAGACAACAGCAACCAUCACCAUCGCAACAACAACAGCAACAACAACAUCAUCCUCAUCCAACAUCACAGCAGCAGCAACAACAACAACAGCCAUCUUCAUCACAGCAGCAAUCUAUCCACCCCCAUAUGCUUCCGGAUAUGUUUUUAUCUGGAGAUACACACAUUAAAGCAGAAAAUGACACUAGUGUAAAUGCAGGCAGUGAAGCUGUAGGGAUAUCAACACCAGCUACGGGUGCUAGUGGGUUCUCAUCUAGUCCAAACAUAGGACAGCUUUUGAAUCCCAUUCAUCCCCUAAAUACGACCAUCAAACAGAAUGACCCGUCCAUGACAAAUGCACAGCUGUUUCAGUCGAUGAAUAUAAGUAGUCCAUCUAAAUAUCAAGAUUUUUCUUUACCUAGUACAACAGCCGCUACCCCAAGUGGGACACCUCAUUUUGACAGUUUUAGCAAUAACAAUAAUAAUCAUUAUUAUGAACAACAGCAACAACAGCAGCAACAGCAACAAACAGUGACUGACUCAGAUCAUCAUUACCACCAUCACCAAGAACAACAAGAUACCCAUUCCUCAAAUAAUCUUGUCCCACUCUUUCGAAACGGAAUGGUUCUACCAAACACAAAUUCUUCUUCAAUGUAUGAUGAAAGUGCAUCGGACCUCGGAAUAGAACCAUUAAUGUUGAAAUAACCCCCCUCCCCUUUUAUUGUGAUUUAUGUUUUUUUUUUUGUUCAUAUUACACUCAAUCAAACAAAACUACAUGUAUUUUGCUUUCCUUUUUUCUUUUCUGUUGUAAUUAAUUGUAUAAAAAAAAGACUUUUUUAAUUAAAGAAUCACGUAUUCUGGUUUGAUUCCACAUUUGGCG